AUGGCGUCCUCUCAUGGAAAUGUAUACUCGGCCGACCAAUUUAUGAACCCUGGACCAGCCCCGCGACCACCUACGGAUCGUCCUCGGCUCACCACUGUACCGCCGAGUCCAAGUGUGGCUACAUCGUUCAGCCAAAUGACCUUGAACUCGCCAAGCACUCCAACUUUGUCUAUAUUCCCUAAUACAAGCAAUUUAUCGCUAGCCCAGUCUAAGGGAUCGCAAGGAAAUCAGGGCGUCGCCGUCAUUAAAGAGGGCUAUGUCCGGUGCAAGGAAGAUAAAUUUCUGGCACAAUGGAACCAACGAUAUCUUAUCCUUCGGGAGUUCCGCCUCGACUUUUUGAAAAACGAGACUGGCAAGUUAAUCAUGUCAAUUAACCUUUCCAACGUUACGGGUGUGACUCGGUCCGAAGAUACAAAAAUGGCAUUUGAAAUCACCCGUUUGGCCAACUCAAAGGACGCAAAUUCAAAGGCCGCAAUAAUCAGUCGCGAUGUGCCUACCAAAACAAUCACCUGCGAAGUCAAAAAUGACGAUGAGAUUUAUGACUGGAUUGAUAAGAUCUACGAACGGUGCCCAGGAAUGGGAGGGGUCAGUAACCCGACCAAUUUCAGCCAUCGUGUCCACGUCGGUUUCGAUCCCAAGACUGGUGCUUUCGUGGGAUUGCCGACAGAAUGGGAGAAGCUAUUGACUGCGUCGGCUAUUACCAAGGAAGAUUAUAAGAAAAACCCCCAAGCUGUCAUUGAAGUGCUGGAGUUUUACUCCGACAUCAAGAUGCGGGAACAGAACCCUCAAUAUUAUAGUAGCCUUGCACCUACUCCGCCAGCAUCCAACUCCUCAUCUUUGCAAUUUGGAAACGGAAACGGCAUUGCACCACCCAGACCAGCUCCUCCCAACUCCCUUCAAAGGGCAGAUACUGGACAGUCACAACGAUUCAUGAACGACCCAAAUGCAGCGGCGAGGAAAAAUUCAGAUCCAGACCGCGGCUUUGAAGUUGAUCGUAUGCGAGAAGUAGCUGAGCAAGAGCAGCGACGCCGCAUGGAGGAAGAAGCGCGGCGUAUUCGUGAAGAACAGGAGAGACGGGAGCAGGAUGCCUAUAAUGCGUCAUUACCUAAAACUCGAGUACCUCUCGCAAAACAGGAACUGGGAGGUUAUGGCCCUUCUGAAUCUGAUUCACCAAACCCUAAUCGGUACAACCCGAGCCGUCCUGCUCCCCCAGCACCAGGCUCUGCUGCUCGUCAACAACCUCCGGCUGUGAGACAGAUGACAGCUCAGCGACCAGCACCAUCACCACCCACCGCAGAUGCUCAAAGGACAGACCCUAAGCUUCAACAAUCCAUGCCUCGCCCUGCCAUCAACGCACAAAAAGCGCCCACUCAGAAUUCGGGCCCGCCACCAUCACGACUUCCUGCUCCAGUUCAGCAAGUUAAACCAUUGAACAUUGCCAACAAGCAAGGACCUCCUAAAGCUGCUGUUCCUGAUGGCGUUCGUCAAGCAGAAGCUGCGCUUUCGAAGAAGGCCGAACCAAGACAGAAGGAAGUGCGUAUGUCGAGUAUGACAGAGAAUGAAGUGAUGGAGAAGCUCAAAUCGGUCGUUUCCAAGGAAAACCCACAGGAAUCCUACAGCAAGCAGCGCAAGAUUGGUCAGGGUGCUUCAGGUUCCGUGUAUGUGGCUCGUGUCAAGGAGAAUGCGACAUCACCAGUGGCACGAGAAAUCUAUCGCACGCAUGGGCCUCGCGGGCAAGUUGCUAUUAAGCAGAUGGAUCUUCGCAGCCAACCUCGUAAGGAAUUGAUCGUCAACGAGAUUAUUGUCAUGAAAGAUAGCCAGCACGCCAACAUUGUCAACUUCCUUGAUUCUUUCUUGCAAGACCAAAACAACGAGCUCUGGGUUGUAAUGGAGUUCAUGGAGGGUGGCGCAUUGACUGACGUGAUUGAUAAUAACCCCGUUAUCCAAGAGGAUCAAAUCUCAACUAUCUGUUUCGAGACUUGCAAGGGAUUGGCUCAUCUACACAGUCAAAAUAUUAUCCAUCGUGAUAUUAAGAGUGACAAUGUUUUGUUGGAUCGUGUCGGCAAUGUCAAGAUUACGGAUUUCGGUUUCUGCGCCAAACUUACAGAAUCAAAGAGCAAGCGAGCCACUAUGGUUGGAACACCAUACUGGAUGGCUCCCGAGGUUGUCAAGCAAAAGGAGUACGGACCAAAGGUCGACUGCUGGUCUCUAGGUAUCAUGGCUAUUGAAAUGAUUGAAUCAGAGCCGCCUUAUCUUAACGAAGAGCCCCUCAAAGCGUUGUACCUCAUUGCAACGAACGGUACACCUCGACUCAAGAAGCCGGAGAAGCUCAGCAAGGAGUUGAAGUCAUUCUUGAGCGUCUGUCUGUGUGUGGAUGUGCGCAGUCGAGCCACUGCUGAAGAGUUAUUGGCGCACGAAUUCUUGAAAAUGGGCUGCAGUCGAGCCAGUCUCGCUGAGCUUUUGCGUUGGAAGAAGAAUGGAGGACAGUAA
This is a messenger RNA of Talaromyces marneffei, 2490 nucleotides long. RefSeq lists its product as uncharacterized. The coding region runs from base 1 to 2490 and encodes 829 amino acids. Gene Ontology annotation, molecular function: protein serine/threonine kinase activity; ATP binding. Gene Ontology annotation, biological process: intracellular signal transduction; protein phosphorylation; regulation of MAPK cascade. Lineage: Eukaryota; Fungi; Ascomycota; Eurotiomycetes; Eurotiales; Trichocomaceae. Gene Ontology annotation, cellular component: cytoplasm. The record is from RefSeq and is a predicted model, not a curated record. The transcript is spliced from 5 exons.